UUGGUUGGAAUAUGCGAAAUAUGGGAAUUAUUGGCUUGUAUGGCAUGAGAGGUGUAGGUAAGACUACCCUUUUGACCAAGAUCAACAAUAACUUCCUCCAUACCCCCAAUGAUUUUGAUCUUGUGAUUUGGAUGGUGGUCUCGCAGGACCUAAAGUUUGAAAAUAUUCAAGAUAGCAUUGGGGAAAAGACAGGGUGUUGUGAUGACACAUGGAAGGAUAAAGAUCACCUUAGAAAAGCUGAAGACAUUUUCAGGGUCUUAAAAUCAAAGAAAUUUGCAUUGCUAUUGGAUGAUAUAUGGGAGAGGGUUGAUUUAGCCAAACUUAGGGUUCCUAUUCCCGACAGACAGAAUAAGUCCAAGCUAGUAUUCACAACUCGCUCUGAGGAGGUGUGUAUCCUUAUGGGGGCUCAAAAAAAGAUUAAGGUGGAGUGUUUGGCAUGGGACAGAGCAUGGGCUUUGUUUCAAGAGAAGGUGGGUGAAGAAACACUUUAUAUUCAUCCAGAUAUCCCUAAACUAGCAGAAAUCGUCACCAAAGUGUGUGACGGUUUGCCAUUAGCUCUAAUUACAAUUGGUCGGGCCAUGGCUUGCAAGAAGACACCCCAAGAAUGGAAUCAUGCAAUUCAAGUUCUAAAAAGAUCUGCCUCUGAAUUUUCAGGUAUGGGAGAUGAGGUAUUCCCUCUUUUGAAAUUUAGUUAUGAUAAUCUACCUAGCGAGAAAGUUAGAUCUUGCUUCUUAUAUUGUGCAUUAUUUCCAGAAGAUUUUCUCAUUCACAAAAGAAGAUUAAUAUAUUGUUGGGUUGGUGAGGAAAUUUUGGAUGAGUAUGAUGACAUAACUGGAGCUCAAAACCAAGGGUAUGAUAUUAUAGGUACUCUGGUUAAUGCAUGUUUAUUGGAAGGUAGAGAAGAUUAUGUGAGAAUGCACGAUGUGAUUCGUGACACGGCAAUAUGGUUGGCUUGUGAAUGUGGGAAGGCCAAGGAGAAUUUCCUGGUGCAUACAGGUGCUCAUUUGAUUGAAGCACCCAAUUUCGAAACAUGGAAAGGUGCGAAAAGGAUGUCACUAAUGGCUAAUCAGAUUGAGAAUCUAGUAGAAAGAUCCAUAUGCCCUAGUUUGUCUACCCUGUUUCUCACUAAUAAUCGUUUGAAAAUGAUUAGUGAAGGCUUCUUUCAGCAUAUGCCCAGUUUAAGAGUCUUGGACCUGUCAGAAAACAAGGGUAUAACUCAUUUGCCAAUGGGAAUAUCAAAAUUGAAGUCACCACAAUAUCUCAAUCUAUCGCAAACGGGCAUAAGAGACUUGCCAAUUGAGUUGAAGGCCUUAGACAAGCUCAAAUAUUUGAACUUGGAGUUUACCAGUAAAUUGAAUAUGGUUCCAAGGAAUGUAAUUUCAAGUUUUCUGAUGCUGAGGGUGUUGAGAAUGUAUGAUUGUGGUUCAUCAGAUGAUAUUCUAUUUGGUGGAGAAGAAGCUUUAGUAGAGGAAUUGGUGUGUUUGAAACACUUGGAUGUGUUGACUAUCACCAUAAGGUGUGUCUCUGCUUUCAAAAGAUUCUUCACCUCCCUCAAUUUACUGACCUGCACUCAAGUUCUAUGCCUUGAGUCCUUCACCUGUGUGAGCUCCCUUGACAAACAUGAAAUGUCUGGAUAUCCUUAAUAUUUGUGAUUGCGAAAGCAUGGAAGAUUUGAACUUGAUUUGGUUCAGGAUGCAGCGGCUGCACAAGUACCUAACGGUCCUUGCAACUCAUUCACAAUGAUCAAAAGUUGCUUCCACAGCCUUCAGCGGGUAAGUGUGUAUGAGUUUCCCAAACUAAAGGACUUAACAUGGCUUAUUUUUGCUUCAAAUCUUGUAACUAUAGACUUACAUGACUGCCCUGAAAUGGAACAAAUAAUCAACUGUGGGCAAUUGAGCAAAGUUGAGGAGGUGGUAGAAGAUUUGAGUUCAUUUGCAAAACUUAACAACCUGA
This is a messenger RNA of Prunus avium (sweet cherry), 1953 nucleotides long. The record is from RefSeq and is a predicted model, not a curated record. NCBI's taxonomy places the organism in Eukaryota, Viridiplantae, Streptophyta, Magnoliopsida, Rosales, Rosaceae.